Trypanosoma theileri is the source of this 414-nucleotide messenger RNA. RefSeq lists its product as uncharacterized. The transcript has a single exon. The annotation marks the transcript as partial. The record is from RefSeq and is a predicted model, not a curated record. Lineage: Eukaryota; Euglenozoa; Kinetoplastea; Trypanosomatida; Trypanosomatidae.
AUGAUGCUGCGACGCGUGUUGUGUUGUUUUGCUCUCUUGCUGAACGUUGCCUCACUCUGCGUGUCCGGUAGCGGGGCUGCUGGAACUGCUGCAAUUGGUCCUGGUACUCCUUGUAUUUCUGAUUCUUCUGACGCUGAUUGUUCUUCUCCUGGUCCUGCAGCUGUUGUUCAUCCUCCUGCACCUGGUGUUGUCCUCCGCCCUAGUGGUUCUUGCCCUAAUGGCACCCAACCUUGUACUGCUCCUGCUGCUGCCGCUGCUGCUGGUUCAUGUCCUGAUACUGGAUCUACUGGUGCUGAUACUGGUGAUACGUGUACUUCUCCUGCUCAAGGUCCAUCUGGUGGUAGUAAUGGUGGUGGGGAUCGAUCUACAGCAAGAGAACAUGAGUUAACAGGAAAAGAAGGUCAUCCUUCUUCU